ACCAAGGGGCAACACGACAAGAAGUUAUUUGGCGACACUGCUGAGGCGGGUCAACAAACAAAUGACCGAAGACUUCGUGUAAAUAUUCGACCUGGAAAAUCGUUUGGCAAUAUUCUUAAGAAGCAGUCUAGGUGGUGUCUUGAAGCUUGUUUCCUUUUGGAUCAGGUUCUUUUCUCUGGAACUAUUUCUUGGGAUCUCGCGCAGAAAGAAACGGAUUGAUAUAAAUCCAAGAAGAAAGCUCCUCAUCCAGAUGCUGACCACCCCUUCCUCGUACGCCCACCCACCAGCUUGCCUGCCCUCUUCCUCCUCCAUACCACCCACCCCCCCUUAUUUCCCGUUCCCCUCCCCGCCAUGCUCCCCAGGCCCUGGGGUGAAGGGGGUUGGCAGGGCCGGGGGGGUUACCCUGCGCUCUCCGGCCACUCGUCACCUCACCCACCUGGACCCCUGGAGGAGACACAGUUGGGAGCCCGGAGCUAUCGUUACGGUGCAGCAGAAGGGGAUGGAACCCAGCGACAACCGCAGUGUGAGUCUGGAGAACCUGGACCCCGAGGAGAUGGAGAAGGUUCUGGGUGUGGCGCUGGAUGUCCGGCGAGGGGGGAGGGAUCCUCGGAGGAACCCCAUUACCCAGGAGGGCUCCCUGUCCUCCCUCACAGAGGAAGAGGCCGGGUCUGACGUGCAGCACUACUCCAUAUUGGAGGAGCAGUCGAACCAGCUGCAGGGUUGCAGUGCAUCGGCCCCGACCCUCAGUGUGGCACGUCACAGAAACCUUCAAAGCACGGCCCCCCGACCACGCUCCGACUGCUACGAGACUUUACCCUACUGUCAACUUGGAGGAUCCACGCAGAGUGUGGAUAGUGACCUGGGUCUGCUGCUCUGGGGGAGAGAGGGAAGCUGGACAGAGGUAGAGAGAGACGAGGCCCGGGAGGAGAGGACAGGCAGCCCUUUAGAGCGCACCUUUAGUUUCCUACGCAAGAUGGCCGGCAACCGCAAGAAUAAGGAGAAAGAACGCAUGAGGGAGAGGGAGAAAGAGGCACGGGACAGGGAGGCGCGCUACAGCAAUGGGCACCUCUUCACCUCCCUCACCGUGUCGGGGACCACCCUCUGUUCAGCAUGCAACAAGAGCAUCACUGCCAAGGAGGCCCUCAGCUGCCCCACUUGUAGUGUCACCAUACACAACCGCUGUCGAGACACGUUGCCCAACUGUGCCAAAAUGAAACAGAGGCAACAGAAGAUGGCUCUCAUGAGGAAUAACUCAGCUUUGCAGAACGUGACCCUUCGUACCAAAACCCCCAUGAUGAGGGAACGCCCCAGCUCAGCCAUCUACCACUCUGACAACCUCCGCCAAUCCCUGCUGGGCUCGCGCCGUGGACGCUCCGGUCUUUCCCUCUCCAAGAGCGUCUCCACUAAUAACAUUACAGGGAACCUGAAUGAUGACUCUCCCUUGGGGCUGCGCAGGAUCCUGUCCCAGUCCACAGACUCGCUCAACUUCAGGAACAGAGCCAUGUCCAUGGAGUCACUCAACGAUGAGGGGGAAGAGUACUACACCUCCAUGCUGGAGGAAAUGGAGAUUGAGGGGCGGGAUUUUGAGGCGGACUCAUGGAGCAUGGCGGUGGACUCGGGCUACCUGCAGACGCAUCGCAAAGACAUCAUCAAGCGGCAGGACGUCAUCUAUGAGUUGAUCCAGACAGAGCUGCACCAUGUGCGGACGCUGCGCAUCAUGGAGAGGGUGUUCCGCCAGGGCAUGCUGGAGGAGGUGCAGCUUGAGCCGGGUGUGGUGCACGCCAUCUUCCCCUGCCUCGACCGUCUCACCGCCAUACAUGCCCGCUUCCUGGCACAGCUGCUCACCCGGCGCAACCACAGCCUACAGCCUGGCAGCACCUACAACUUCACUAUCCAACAGCUGGGAGAUGUGCUACUGGAACAGUUCUCGGGCCAGUGUGCUGACGAGAUGAGGAAGACCUACGCUGAGUUCUGCAGCCGCCACCUGAAGGCUGUCAAGCUCUACAAGGAGCUGCUGGCCAGAGACAAGCGGUUCCAGUACUUCAUACGGCGGGUGUGUCGGGGUCACCUGUUGCGUCGCCAUGGCGUCCAGGAGUGCAUCCUGUUGGUCACUCAGCGUAUCACCAAGUACCCCGUACUCAUCCAGCGUAUCCUUGACAACACCAAGGACAAUGAGGAGGAGGCCUCCUGUCUGGCCCAGUCUCUGACUCAGAUCAGGGAGCUACUCACCUCAGUGGACCAGCAGGUGAUGGAGCUUGAGCGGACCCAGAGGCUGCAGGAGAUCCGGGCCAGGCUGGACCCUCGCGCCGAGGCCAAGGUGAGGGACGGUGGCCUGUUCAGAGGAGGAGAGUUGCUCCGCAGGAGACUCAUCCAUGAGGGAAUGCUGCUCUGGAAAAACCCUGGGUCCAGGCUCAAAGAUGUGCAGGUCCUGCUGAUGACAGACAUCCUAGUGUUCCUACAGGAGAAAGACCAGAGGUUCAUCUUCCCUUGUCUAGAAAAGUCUCCAGUCCUCUCCCUGCAGAACCUCAUGAUUAGGGAGAUAGCCAAUCAGGAGCGAGGGCUCUUCCUCAUCAGUGACUCCUCUCCUCCGGAGAUGUAUGAGGUCCAUGCUGCCUCGAAAGAUGACAAGAACACCUGGAUACGCCUCAUACAACACACUGUCAGGAGUUGUCCUUCCAGGGAAGAGUUCCCGCUCAUAGAGACUGAAGACAAGGCCCUUCUGAGACGACUGAAAGCGGACAUCCAGCAGAAGGACCGGGAGGUGCUGGAGCUGCUCCAGGAGCGAGUCACCCUGUUCUCAGACCUGGCCGAGGUGACAGGGGGCCAGGAGAUCAUGCUGCCGGGGGGCCCCAACUCCCGGAACCUGUUCCGGGCUGACAUGCCCCAGGUGCCACUCGGCGAGAGACUGCUCACGGACGCCAUCGCAGAGGUGGAUAGGCUGAGUGAACUACUGCUGGGCUCCACCUUUGCAGUGCCUCUGCCCUGCAGUUUCAACGGUCACCCGAACCACACGGGAGCACUAGUGAUCAAUGGCCAGGAGGUGGUUCUCAAUGGAAUGCACGGGUGCCCAGCAGCAAAGGACUGGAAUGGGAAUCAGGCUGGAGAUAGGCCCUCAACCGAGGAAGUGUAUCAGAGGCUGGUCAACCUUAGUGCCCACCUUCAUGCCCUCCAGGGCACUGUGAUCAAGCAGGACUCCAUCCUGGAGCUCUGCCUGCGCUCUGAUGGCCCGCCAGGUGAUGCCCCGACCACGCCCACCGGACGGGUGUGGCGCUCCCUGUCACGUGACGCAGGCAUGGCCGAGGCCAGCAUGGGGGCGGCCAUUGGGGAGCUGGCCCUGCUCCAGAGGCAGCACAGCCUCCUGCAGGAGGAGCUGGGUAGGCUGCGAGGGGCCGAUGGCCGCCUGAGGGAUAGCGAAAAAGCCCGAGCCCAGCUGGAGAGGCAGGUCCGCGACAUGAAGGUCCACAGUACCACCGUGUUUGACAGUGUGGGACCUGCAGGCUCAGAGCAGGAUCCACCCCUUCGUAAAGCAAGUGAAACCAACGCGGACACCAAAUUGGCCAGCCAAGGGUCAAUCGAGCAUUCGGAGGGGCAUCAGGAAAGCAGUGAUGUGGAGGUGACGUCAGAUGAGGAGGAGGAGGAGGAGAAGGAGGCCAAAGCGUCACCGCGCUCGGAGAGUCCCCGAGAUCUUCAGGACAUUCCAGAGGAGAGCGAAGCCACAGCAGAACUACCACGAGAGCCUGACGUGUCACAUUGCUAAUGACCCUCCAGAAACAAAGACUGGACCCCACCUCCCCUACUCUCAAAAAUAGGCCGAAGAGAACAAGAGAACUGAACUUGAAAUA
Messenger RNA from Oncorhynchus nerka (sockeye salmon), 3842 nucleotides. Its product is annotated as rho guanine nucleotide exchange factor 2-like. Gene Ontology annotation, biological process: actin filament organization; positive regulation of neuron differentiation; cell morphogenesis. Gene Ontology annotation, cellular component: ruffle membrane; cytoskeleton. The coding region runs from base 251 to 3757 and encodes 1168 amino acids. Gene Ontology annotation, molecular function: microtubule binding; guanyl-nucleotide exchange factor activity. The record is from RefSeq and is a predicted model, not a curated record. NCBI's taxonomy places the organism in Eukaryota, Metazoa, Chordata, Actinopteri, Salmoniformes, Salmonidae. The transcript has 28 exons.